This is a messenger RNA of Punctularia strigosozonata HHB-11173 SS5, 822 nucleotides long. RefSeq lists its product as uncharacterized. The transcript has 5 exons. The record is from RefSeq and is a predicted model, not a curated record. NCBI's taxonomy places the organism in Eukaryota, Fungi, Basidiomycota, Agaricomycetes, Corticiales, Punctulariaceae. Bases 1 to 822 code for a protein of 273 amino acids.
AUGUCAGACACGAUAUUCGACGGCUAUUACGACGUGCCUGCCGCAGUUACAAAAUUAGACAGCUAUAUCGAAUCUGCUUCUUCUGGAGAGGCAAAAUUUAUGCAACUUGCCUGCUUGAGGAACCAAAGCGGUAUGGAUUAUUCCGCCACUGUGCAGAACAUCGGUGUCCCGAAACGUUUCCGCCUAUGCAAAUCUUCUUUGGACAACCCCAAUGUCUGCGAAGAAUUGGUGUUUCGAGCGCAGGGGAUCGUGGUGGAGUGCAGCCUACUGCCUUUGGGUCGCGAGAUAGCUGGAAACAAGUUCAAUCUUCGGCAAACUGUGGUUCUGUCGGGGUUCAACAGCCAGCUGUUCGAAGAAUUCUUGGAUUCUUGUGCGAUAGCAUACAACAUGUUCAAACGCCAUCUUCCUCCGACCUCGCUUUUUCCGUUAGCCCAAGAAACGAUAAACUUAAACAACCACACGUACUCGGCCAUCCGGUUCACCAACCCGGUAUUCACCAAACCUAACACAGAGGGCAUCUCUUCCAAUACACUUAGCCUGGAAAUACCUGACGAACUUGACCCUUCACGAGCUCUCAGGAAGUCGCAAGGCAAUGCCUUGUAUCUCGAUGAUAAUGCGAUACAUAUAUAUCGCGUCGAGAAACCGUUUGGUACGCUGCGGCGGACCACGGCCGGAACAGUGAAUAUCGGAGACAUGGUGGAAUUGGAGAUGUCGUUCUGGGCGAUGAAAACACGGAACAAGAGAUUUCGUAUGGAAAUCGGUCCACGUUCUAUCGCGGUCUUAGAUCAGACUUAUCAGGAGGUAAGUUCAAAGUCAUCGUGA